ACCCGCCCGGGUCCCUCUCUUUGUAACUUGUUGGUGAAGCUAGGGGUCUUCAUAAUAGGGUUAUUUAAGAGAGGCAAACCCUCAGCAGAAAUUAAUCCCGCAGCCAAACUUUCUCUCUCUCAUUCGAUAAUUGCAACCCUCGUCAAACUCUCCCUCACCAUCAUUAUCGCCCAUCAACAUCUUCCAUCGUCAACGUUCAGGCCAUCAGAAAACGCCACCUCCGAUCAUCACCAUCAUAUUCCGGUCAUCGUCCAUCGUCCACUGUGCUGUGUUCCAUCGUCGACGCGGACGCAAGCCUUGCACCAUCGUUGCACGUCGCCAUCGCCAUUGACCAUCAAUCGCGACUCC
Molecule: messenger RNA, 348 nt
Organism: Striga hermonthica
Lineage: Eukaryota; Viridiplantae; Streptophyta; Magnoliopsida; Lamiales; Orobanchaceae
Source: the annotation of a GenBank genome assembly